AUGGCGCUCGCGGCACCCGAGGACCACGCGACGCGCACCCGACCACCGUACGCACCCGACCACCGACCGCACCCGACCACCGACCCGCACCCGGAACCACGUCGCGCACGCCGAUCACCGACCGCACCCGACCACGCGUCCAAGCACCCGACCACCGCCCGCACCCGCCAACGUCCGCACCCGACCACCGUCCGCAGCGCCAGACCGACGCGACCGCAGCCCGCCACCGUCCGCACCCCGACGCACCGUCUCGCGCACUCCGACCAGCGUCCGCCACGUCCGACCACCGUCGCCGCACCCGACCAAUCGUCCGCACCACCCGACACCGUCCGCACCUCACCACACGUCCGCACUCCGGACCCACCGACGCGCACCGCGACCACCGACCGCACCCGACCAUCGUCCGCACCCCGACCACCGACCGCACGCCGACCACCGACCACCGACCGCACCCGACCACCGACCAAGCACGACGCGACCACCGACCGCAACCAACCGAACCACCGUCGCCGCAGCCCCGACCACAGACCGCACCAGACCACCGACCGCAGCCCGACCACCGUGCCGCAACACCGUCCACCGACCGGCACCGACCAACCGUCCGCACCCGACCCACCGACGCGGACGAAGGAAGCUAUCGAGACUGAAGAAGGUAAGCCUGCCAGCAGCGACGCAGCGUCACGCACGCAUGAGCAGCUCGCGGCAGCGAAUCGCGCGAUGCGCGACGCGCUGUCUGAUGUCGCGCCACGCCUCGCCCGACUCGCGCGCCGCGCCGCCGACGACGGCCACUUCAGCCGCCCUCUACCGGCCUGCAGCCAGCAGCUGAGCGCCGCAGAACCAGCCCAUUGA
Messenger RNA from Priapulus caudatus, 849 nucleotides. Its product is annotated as soluble scavenger receptor cysteine-rich domain-containing protein SSC5D-like. The record is from RefSeq and is a predicted model, not a curated record. The coding region runs from base 1 to 849 and encodes 282 amino acids. The transcript is spliced from 3 exons. Lineage: Eukaryota; Metazoa; Priapulida; Priapulimorpha; Priapulimorphida; Priapulidae.